Messenger RNA from Penicillium angulare, 1728 nucleotides. Its product is annotated as DNA cytosine methyltransferase. Gene Ontology annotation, molecular function: methyltransferase activity. The record is from RefSeq and is a predicted model, not a curated record. Bases 1 to 1728 code for a protein of 575 amino acids. Gene Ontology annotation, cellular component: nucleus. The transcript is spliced from 2 exons. NCBI's taxonomy places the organism in Eukaryota, Fungi, Ascomycota, Eurotiomycetes, Eurotiales, Aspergillaceae.
AUGUCCUCAUCUCUCACCGAGCCCAUCCCAGAAGAGACCCAACUCGACAUAAUCGACUUAACCAACGAUAUAUCCGAUGAUGAACUGGCCGACUCCUCACUGGAUGAUUUGACAGAGUGUUUCGAAAGUACUCAGCCGGGCGACAUUUAUGGGGAACACAGUCGAUUUACCCCGACUUCGACUGAUACUUCGCAGGAAGGGGACAGCGACCUUGAGGUCGAUCGGAAUAGCCUUCACUACAUGCCUGGUCAAUCCGUUGAGCUGAACGAUGGGGAUUAUUUUUACAUCGAGCGAGCUAAGCAAGAAAUGGGUUCGCAGGUUUUCUAUGGCCGUCAUCUGACAGCAGCACUGAAGAUAGACGACCAUGUCGGCAUACCCAAAGUUUUUGGAGAGCUCAUAUGGAUGGCUAGUGAGAAGAACCGCAUCUCUAUCGACGAAAUAAAGGAGGUUCGCCCCGUUCGAUUUACAAACGACCGUCCACAGUGGACUGAUCGUGCAGAAUUCGUGUGUCGUUUGAAGCUCACCAUCUCGUCUCGGAGGAUUAUUCUUAACCCUAUUAACCCUCGAAGCAAACAAAGAAUCCCAGAAAGCAACAGAGAGUACGCAAUUGAGUAUCUCACAUUUGAAGAGGUACGAGACACAUUUUUUCGUGCACGAACCAGCAAAGAGUUGAGAGAUGACUGGCGUGGACAUGGUCAAACAAUUCCAUUCGGGGCGAAGGAGUCAUCAGCUCAGUCUACCCCCAUGUCAAUCGAUUUGGACAACCCAGCUCCCGAGCCCCUAGAUCUUGAUGGCAUUCGAAAUCGCAAGUAUACAUUUGGCGAUUCAUACUGUGGUGCUGGUGGUGCAUCCUGUGGUGCUCAGCUAGCCGGCCUGGAAAUGACUUGGGCUGUGGACAAAGACUUCCAGGCAAUCUCCACGUACCGUGCAAACUUUCCUAAUUCUCUGGCGGAGCAUUCCGAGUUCAACCACUUUAUGACAAAUAAUCCGGAAGAUGUUCGAGUCGAUGUUUGUCAUACCUCGCCCCCUUGUCAGCCUUUCUCACCGGCUCAUACAGUUAAUAACGAAGAGCGAGAUGAGAUGAACUCGGCUUGCAUAUUUACAUCUCGGAACUUAAUUGAUAAGGUCCGUCCUCGAAUUUUGACUAUGGAAGAGACAUUCGGACUGAAGGGACGCCACGGGAUCACUCUGCACAGAAUUAUCUUGGACUUUGUCGAAAUUGGCUAUUCUGUUCGCUGGGCGGUGGUGAAUUGUGUGAACUAUGGCGUUCCACAAAUGCGACGGCGAUUGAUUAUUAUAGCGGCAGGACCAGGCGAGAAGCUUCCCACUUUACCCACGCCAACACACGGCCCCCCAGGAUCUCUUCUGCGUCCGUUUGAAACGAUUGGAGGCGCCAUCGAUGAUAUCCCCGAUGAUGCCCUAGAUCAUGAUCCAGCGAAAUUUCUGGAGAGAAGCCGAAACGCGCACCGGGAAGAAUACCCCGCCGACCGCCCAGCGCAUACCCUGACCUGCAGCGGCGGUGCUGGAAAUUAUCAUCCAUCCGGCAAGCGUUCAUUCACCAUUCGGGAAGCAGCUUGUAUUCAAACAUUUCCGAUGAAUUUUGAGUUUUGUGGUAGCAGGAGACGCCUGCAGAUCGGGAAUGCAGUCCCUCCACGGUUUGCGAAGGCUAUUUAUCGAGAGGUGUGUCGGUCAUUGAGAGAGACUGAUGAGAAGGAAUUGACAGAAUGA